AUGAAACAAUUAACUUCACUUAAUAUUAAUUAUAAUAAUAUUGGUGAUGAAGGUGUAAAAUUAAUAAGUGAAAUGAAACAAUUAACUUCACUUAAUAUUAAUUAUAAUAAUAUUGGUGUUGAAGGUGCCAAAUAUAUUAGUGAAAUGAAACAAUUAACUUCACUUGAUAUUAGUGAUAAUAAUAUUGGUGUUGAAGGUGUAAAAUUAAUAAGUGAAAUGAAACAAUUAACUUCACUUAAUAUACGUAUAAAUGAGAUUGGUGUUGAAGGUGCCAAAUAUAUUAGUGAAAUGAAACAAUUAACUUCACUUGAUAUUAAUUGUAAUAAUAUUGGUGUUGAAGGUGCCAAAUAUAUUAGUGAAAUGAAACAAUUAACUUCACUUGAUAUUAGUGAUAAUAAUAUUGGUGUUGAAGGUGUGAGAUUAAUAAGUGACAACGAUAACAUAUUAUCUUCUACUUAA
Naegleria gruberi is the source of this 459-nucleotide messenger RNA. RefSeq lists its product as uncharacterized. The record is from RefSeq and is a predicted model, not a curated record. Gene Ontology annotation, cellular component: cytosol; perinuclear region of cytoplasm; nucleus. The transcript has a single exon. Bases 1 to 459 code for a protein of 152 amino acids. Gene Ontology annotation, biological process: nucleocytoplasmic transport; activation of GTPase activity. NCBI's taxonomy places the organism in Eukaryota, Heterolobosea, Eutetramitea, Acrasida, Naegleriidae. Gene Ontology annotation, molecular function: small GTPase binding; GTPase activator activity.